AUGCCGAAAAAUCUGAAUCUGUGGGGAAAGUACCUGCGCCUCGUCGGCCGCGGCGCGCGCCGAGGGUUCAAAAAGUGGCAGGUUAUCCCGCCGAUUCCUGUAAAGGCCUACGGGCGGGAACCCUCGGCUGCAUCUCAGACAGGGUUGUACCAUGAUGAGGACUUCAACUACCACACAAAGAGAACUUUCUCAAUGCGACGCACUCGGCGAAAACUCAAGCCUAACGUGUUUCGUCAAACAUUUACCUCAGAUCUGUUGAACACGACGAUUCCAAACGUACGCGUCACAACCUCGGCUUUGCACGCGAUGGACGACAUGGGGGGUUUCGACGCAUACAUUCUGCGGACGCCACCGCAGGAGCUUCGUUCCCACAUGGGGGAACGCAUGCGGCAAGUGAUGUAUUUUUACCAGGAGCAACCGGCUAUUCGCGACUGGGGGCUGCCUUGGAAAGUAUUUCUCAAGGUGUCCUCCCGCAGGGAUCCAUUCUACGCUUGCUACCGCCACAACCUGCGGAAGCAGCAGUACGAAGCAGAUCUGCGAAUGCGAGUUCGGAAUUUCUCUCCGUACUACCUGCCCUCUGCUCAUCAGGUGCAUCCUGAGCGCCAGAUCUUCCACGAAGGCGCCCCAGAGAAACCCGCGCUGGAUCUCUGGUGGCGGGAAAGCAAAGAGUUGGAGGAGGCGUUCAGACGCAGGCUGGGAGAGGCUAAGGGCUUCGAGCGGGCCUUCGCCGAUUCCAGUGAAGAGGCUGGGUACAGAAAAGGACGAGCCCGUGGCGGAGGGGGAAAAAGCGGCCGCUCUGUACGCCGAAGAAGCAAAACGCAUAAACAACGAGAGAAUCGGGCUUUCUAA
Besnoitia besnoiti is the source of this 849-nucleotide messenger RNA. RefSeq names its product putative ribosomal protein L28. Gene Ontology annotation, cellular component: mitochondrial large ribosomal subunit. Lineage: Eukaryota; Apicomplexa; Conoidasida; Eucoccidiorida; Sarcocystidae. The transcript has 2 exons. Gene Ontology annotation, molecular function: structural constituent of ribosome. Bases 1 to 849 code for a protein of 282 amino acids. The record is from RefSeq and is a predicted model, not a curated record.